Molecule: messenger RNA, 1820 nt
Organism: Malurus melanocephalus (red-backed fairy wren)
Lineage: Eukaryota; Metazoa; Chordata; Aves; Passeriformes; Maluridae
Gene: KRT222
Product: keratin 222
Exons: 6
Coding region: 33-875 (280 amino acids)
Source: RefSeq, a predicted model, not a curated record
CCGGGGAGGAUGGGAGGAGGAGGAGGAGGAGGAUGGAGCCGGCUCGGCUCCGCCGAGAGAUCAGGGCAAAGUAUGAAUCGCUCAUCACCCGAAAUCAGAUAAAGACCGUCAGCUCAGCAAGGACGCAGUUAGAAGAAGAUACAAGUAAAAGAAUGGACAAAGAUGCAGAAGCACUAAAGGCAGCCAGAGCAGAACUGUGCGAAGCCCGACGGCAGUGGCACCACAUGCAGAUUGAAAUCGAGUCUCUCCACGCUGUGGAAAAGGGUUUGGAACGUUCAUURCGUGCCACAGAGCAGCAGUACCACAUGCAGCUACAAAAUCUGGAAGGUGAGAUUGAAUGCUUGGAAAAAGAGCUGCUGGAAGUGAGAAGGGGAAUUGAGAAACAGCUCCGAGAGCACGAAAUUCUCCUGAACACGAGGAUGAAGCUGGAGGAGGAGAUAGCGACAUAUCGCAGUCUGUUGGAGCAAGAAGAAAGCAGGUUCCGUUGCUCAAUACCUGCCCAGAAGGAUGACAAAAAGCCCAGCACUAGCAAGAUAACCUUUACACUGCCUUCAGAUGGUGUAAAGAAGCACAAACCGAAGAAGGUGGAACUGAUGACAAAACAAGCAAUCCUAGAUGGAAAUAUCUUGAAGGAAAGUGCUGAAGCUCAUGGCACUGUACAGACAGAAAAAGUGGAUGAAGUUAUUAAGGAAUGGGAAGGUUCUUUCUUUAAGGACAACCCUCGUUUAAGGAAAAAGUCUGUUUCCUUGCGUUUUGAUCUCCACCUGGCAGCCACGGAUGAAGGGUGUUUGCACACAAAAAAGAAAGCCCUCCCCGAUAUUGAAGUCAGGCUGGUGAUGAGGAGAUCCUGCAGCAUCCCAUCCAUCAAACCUUAACCUCAGCCAAUUCCCCUAACGUGCAUCUACAACGGGCUCCGGAAAUAAACUGUAGAGGGACUCCCAUGGCUGCUGUCUGCUACAACCACAACAUCUUACCAAGCACUUGGAUCAAUACAAUAAAAGCAUACAGGUUGUUCAAAAGAAAGGGUGAAGAGCAAGGAGAUUCCAAGAAACCUGAAUUCUACUAGUUUUAUACCCUGGAUGCAAMCCUUUCAUUUUCUCAUGUUGUUGUUUUCUAGAAUUUCACCAAUAUUAYAAAAAUUAAACUAGAACUUUAUAGAUUGACAUAUUCUGCCUUUGUAAGAGAGAACUUGUUCUCUUUCUGAAAAUGAGAAAUGCAUAUUUGCUUCUCUUAAUUAUUCAAUAUUCCAUUCAUAUAAUGACUGGUGAAUCYUUGCAAUAAUUUAUAUCACAACUGUCAUACUUCUAGAAAUAUAUUUUAAAAUAAUACUUUCUAACAGCAAAAAUUACAUACAAAAAUACUCUUAAAAUACAUGAACUAUUAACAAAGAGUUUUCUUUUAAAAGUGGCUAGUAUUUUUUAAUUCCUUUUUUUUAGGCAAUGACUGAGCAAAAAUGUCUUUCCUCUACAUCCUUACACACCCAUUUAAAAAAUGCUGUUGCAAUCCAGUAUCAUUUUAGCCAUAUUGUUCCCCUGAUUUGGAAGCAGUAAUUUCCCCUGAAAAACCAAUCAUUCUCUUAUUGUCCACACACACCUGUACUACAAAUCUGUUAACCAAAGCAAGUGAAAUUACUCUCUAAUUGUUCAAAUGGGAGGAGUCAGAYAACCAUUUUAAUGCUGGUAUUCCAUUAAUUUUGUUUGUUAUAACAAAGUGCAUUAAAAUUUGUUCAACAAAUUCCUCUUCUGACAAACACUACAGGUAAACGAUGCUCUUCAUGCAGUACAAGUGACAAGUCACUAUUACACCAGGGUACAACUGUA